AUGAUUGAUGAAAUUACAAGAUAUAAAAUCCCCAUAGUAGCCAUACAGGAGGUUCGAUGGCUCAAUAGUGGUAGUAUACAAAGUGGCAACUCAAUAAUUUUCUACAGCGGUCUACAAACAGGUAGACAUGAGAAGGGAGUCGGUUUUAUGAUUGACAAAGCCAUGAUGAAUCAAGUUAAAAAAUUUGUGCCAGUGAAUGAACGUAUUUGCUACAUUCGAAUCGCGCAACAGAAACUAGAUCUAAUAAUAUUGAACUGCUAUGCACCGACUGAAAAUGCAGACGACGAGGAAAAAAAUAGUUUCUAUGAUACGUUAGAAGCAACUUUUGACGUUUUGCCUAAAAACUGUAUAAGGCUAAUUGUCGGAGAUUUAAACGCUCAAGUUGGUAGAGAAACGUCCUUUGGACAAACGAUUAGAAAAGAAAGCUGGCAUCUUACGACAAAUAACAAUGGUCAAAAAAUAAUUGACUUUUACUGUUCAAAAGACCUCAUAAUUAGCAGCACCUAUUUCCCAAGGAAAAACAUCUAUAAACAUACAUGGUCUGCCCCAGAUGGGAAAACGAAAAGUCAAAUUGACCAUAUCAUAAUAGACAAGAGGCACAAAACAUCAAUUCGUAAUAUUAAAAGUUACAGAGGAGCUGAUGGAGAUACUGACCAUUAUUUAGUUGUUGCAACGUUUGUAUUAAAGCUGUCAGUAAAAUGGAGGAAACAUGAUCCGGAUAAAGUUACACUGUGGUCAAAGACAAAAAAAUCUCUAACAAAAGCCACUGAAAGACUACGAGGUAAGCGCACUAAACAAAACGAAAAUCAUUGGUUUAAUCUGGAAUGCCAAGCUGCUAUUAACAAGCGAAGUUUAGCUAGACAAAAUAUGAUGCUGAAUCCAACAGAAGAGAACAUGAGUGAAUACUCUCAACUCAGAACCCUAGCAAACAAGGUGAUUAGGCAACAGAAACGCGCAAUGGAAAAAAGAGCUAUAGAAGAUAUCGAAUAUUAUAAGAAAGAACCUAGAUUGUUUUUUAAGAAGUGCAGAUCGAUUAAAGAAGGAUUUAAGGCACGUACUAAUUUCAUCACAGACAUGAAUGGUCAUAUAAUAUCGGAACCUAGCGAGAUCGUAAGAAAAUUUCAAGAAUAUUUUGAAGAAUUAUUAAACAGCAAUAAUUCCCGCACUGGAAUGGACAACAAUGGAAAGUAUGAAGAAAUACUACAUCACACAGCAGAACCUGAACUGCCAGCACCAAAUAUCGAGGAAAUUGAAAUUAUUAUUUUUAUUUUUUUUUAUUUUAUUAAAGCCGCAACAACUAAGGUUAUUGGCAUAAUAUACAAUGUGAACAUUAAGUGA
Rhopalosiphum padi (bird cherry-oat aphid) is the source of this 1338-nucleotide messenger RNA. Its product is annotated as craniofacial development protein 2-like. The transcript is spliced from 2 exons. Gene Ontology annotation, biological process: chromatin remodeling. Bases 1 to 1338 code for a protein of 445 amino acids. Gene Ontology annotation, cellular component: nucleus. The record is from RefSeq and is a predicted model, not a curated record. NCBI's taxonomy places the organism in Eukaryota, Metazoa, Arthropoda, Insecta, Hemiptera, Aphididae.